Monodelphis domestica (gray short-tailed opossum) is the source of this 4353-nucleotide messenger RNA. Lineage: Eukaryota; Metazoa; Chordata; Mammalia; Didelphimorphia; Didelphidae. The record is from RefSeq and is a predicted model, not a curated record.
GUGAGUUCGGGGGCUCUUCAACUACCGUCUUGCCUGGUCGCCAUAUUGGAUACCUUUUCUACCCUUUCUUGAGGGAGGCAAAGAGGCCAUUCGGGUGGGAAAGUCGGGGCGGGGUCGAAGCGGAGAUUUGCUUUCUGGGGCUGCUGGCGCCCUAAUCUAAUGCGUAUCGGGCCGUGGGCCUCUCUGUAGGAUCCCGGGGAAUCUCGAUGGUUUGAGAUCCGGUCACCCCCUGAUUACCCCGAGGAUUGGGGUUCUGCGUGAUGGCAGCCCAGUGGCCUUGAGGUCCGGGGUCCUUAAUUUACUUUGGAUCGCUCGCCUUCGAGACUACUUUUAGGGAGAGGUUGUAGCCUUAGUGAACGGGUGACUUAGUCCUUAGGGUACCCUCCUCCUCCCCCAUUCCGCGGUCCCGACCGAGUAAAGGGGAGUGGUCAACUGCAUCUCUGGAUUUGGGUUGCCUUUUUUUUUUUUAAGUGGAAGAGACGUUAAAGAUUCAUCUUAGCCCAAGCUCCUCGUUUUUUACAGAUGAGGAAACUUGAGACCCAGAGAACUUUAGUGACUCGAUCAAGGUCACACAGGUUAUAAUGGAGGACACUCAAUUGGUGGACUGGGAGGCUCAGGAGGAGGAGCCUGAGGAUUCUAAUGGCUCUCCUCCACAAUUCGGCUUGGAGCCUGUAGGGCGGCUGCACCUGUUCAGCAGUGUUCGAGGUCCUGAGAAAGAUUUCCUGUUGUACCCAGGGGAGAAUGUGGUUGGCCGAAUACCAGGCUGCUCAGUUGCUUUGCCUUUUCCAUCCAUUUCCAAACACCAUGCAAUAAUUGAGAUUUCAGCCCAAGGCAGGGCACCUAUCCUUCGAGAUUGUGGGAGCCUCAAUCAUACUCGCCUUCUAAGACCUCCCAAGCUCCUAAGCCCUGGGGUGGGCCAUCAGUUGAGAGACCAAGAUUUGGUACUCUUUGCUGACCUGCCUUGCCAGUAUCACCGCCUGGGUACCCCCCAACUCUCUGGCCGACGGGGGGGCCUAAGUGUGGAAGAGACACCCAGGGUUCCAGGAAUAGGAACAGCCCGGUUCCAGGGGACCUUAUUGGCUGAAGAUUCAGAGGAGGAAGGAGAUUCUCCUUUGGAUAGGAGUGUGGAGGUACCCAUCACAUACUCCCCCUCUGAAACUAUUGUUCCAGAGAGUGAUGUGGAGGGAGCUUCACCAGGCACCAAGGAUUCUGCCCUGCCUCUUACCUUCAUCUUGGAUAGUGAUACAGAUGAAGAAGAUUCUCCUCCAGUGGAGUCCUCCUCAGCUACCAGGAGAGGCUCCACUGUGGAUAUGGAGUGGAAUAGGACUGAUGGAGAAAACCAUUCCUCAGCUGUGGGGAGGGACAGUGAUACAGAUGUUGAUGAAGAAGGCAGUCUCCAAAGGACCUUAGUUGUGGCACCUUUGGCAGGGACUCAGCCUUCUUCUCUUGAAGAUAGUAGUACAGAUGUGGAAGAGGAGGGGCUUUCAGUGAGACCAGUUGUAGCACAAACUGAUAUAGGGGACAGUGAUACAGAUAUAGAAGAGGACUCUGUCCCAGCAGCGCCACCUGUAGUCCAUCUAGGGAAAGUUCAGGGACCCAUGGGUGGGACAAACAAUACAGAUAUAAAACAGGAGGGGGCCCCAACAGAACUCUCCAUAGUGCAUCUUGAAAAGGACCAGCACCCUACUGGUGGGGAUAGGGGGGACAGUGACACAGAUGCAGAUGACAAUGGAUCUCUGACAUAUAUGAUAAAGAGCCAACUUCCACCUGAAGAAGGCAGUAGGGUAGAGUGGGCCCCAGCCACAGCUCAAGGGGAAAAGACCACUAAGAAAUUUGGGGCCCAGGGUAGGAUCCCUAUAACAGAAUUCGAGCAGGGUCUAUCUCCAUUCCCAAGGGUCAGCUCAGUAGGCACAUUGGUAGAACCAAGCAUUCAAGGGAAGUCAGCUCAGGUACUUUUGGAAGGAACCCAGAAUUAUGUUGGAGGUAGUGAUCCAGAUGUGGAAGGUACUGAAGACUUUCAGAACAAGAGUGAUGACAAUUCAGACCUGGAUUUACAAGAUACUCAGUGCUUUGUAGAAGGAGGAAAUCAGAACCAUGGAGCUCAUGGAGCAUGUCUCUCCCCACCUAGUACAACCUCAGGGGACCUACAGCCAGGGAGUUCAGACCAAACAGAGCCCUGGGGGAAUCAAGGCACAGAGAAUCCAAAAACAGAGAUCCAGGGACAAACUAUGGAGAGUGGCAUGGAGAACCAGGGGAUAGAAACAGAGAUACCUAGAGUAAUACCAGAGAGAAAAAUGGAAAAAGGGCCCUUUAAGAGAAAGACAUUGGCAAAUAAGACAAAGAGAUCCAAAAGAAAAAGAGUGAGUCCAGUGGUACAAACAGAGAUACCAGAGAAAGGACAGAGACGUACAGCAGGUAGGUCGAAGAAUGUUAUGAUAGAGACAGACAACAAAAGCUGUAUAGAAACAAAGGAAAUGGAGAGGCAAAUCCCUGAGAGAGACACAUUUGAGGGACAAAUACCAGGAAAAGAAACCAAGAAUCUGGUAGUAGAAGUGAAGGUGCCCAGAGAAAUGCUGGAGAGAGGGGCAGAGGGACAAAUGGCAGAAAGUUAUGACCAGAAGGCCCAGAAUUCAACUCCAGUACCAAAAUCUAAAACUGGGGAAGGAGACAUGUCGGAAUUAGUCUCAAACCCCCAAAUCCUCAAUGAUGGCAGACAUCAGAGAGGUCUUGCUGACAACAAAACUCUGCCUCCUGAGGAAGUGCCAAUGGAUGACCAGGACUACUCAAAUGUACCUUUUGUAGCAUCUAAAGUUCCAGUUCCUGAAGCCCCAACUCCUACUUCAACUCCUAGAAUCACUCGGAGUCAAAACAGGAGAGGAUCAAAACUCCUCCAUUCUUCUUCCUCUCUAGCAUCUCAGGAGUCACCUAUAUUAGGAGCCACACGAAGCAGGAGGCAGGGAACCCAGGGGAUUCUCCCAAAAAUUGAGUCUCUCCCCUCUCAGGAUUCUAGAAACAAAUCAGAGCUUUCUCUCCAGAGCCAGACACAGAAGUCUUUCAGUACCUCCUCUGGACCAACUGCACCCUUGGCUCCUGAACUUCACACUCCCAUCCCUAAAGAAUUGCCUUUAAUCCCUCAACCUCACCUUCAGACUCGUCAAAACCGGAAACGGGGGACCACCAGAACUUGUGGGUCUACUGCAGUUUCACCAGUCCUCCCUGAGCACCCCCCUCCCAUUUCAACAGACAGAUCUGAAACUCUUGUUCCCCAACCCAGAGCACUCCGAAGUCAGAGGGCAAGAGUAGGAGAAACUUCUGAGUCACUCACGGCCACCCCAGAGGCCUCCUAUUCUCUGACACCUGAGGCACCUGCUCCUCCAGCUACCAGGAGUCGAAGAACAGGGGCAUCAGGAAUGCCUGGUUCUACUCCAGAGACCCAGCCUAAGCUGCUUCCAGGCAGAAAGCGGCCUCUAGCCACCAAGGAAUCAUCUCCAUGCCCAAAGCAACCCCGGAGAGGACGGUCCCAAAGACAAGAAUCGAGCAAGGAAGAUGAAGAGAAGCCAAUGGAAGUUGAGAUUGCUUCGAAGACCCCAGUGGGGGUUGCAGAACCAGCAGUUCAAGCAAAGGAGGAAGUCAAGGGGGCACCUAGCCGAAGCUUGCGUCGAGCUAGACUCAGUAGAGAACCUCGAGCUCCCAAGGUUCUCUUCACAGGUGUGGUGGAUGAUCGAGGAGAGCAGGCUGUGCUGGCACUGGGUGGAAGUCUGGCCAGUUCAGUGGCAGAAGCCUCACACUUGGUGACAGAUCGAGUUAGAAGGACAGUCAAAUUCCUAUGUGCCUUGGGGCGGGGGAUACCAAUUCUGUCUUUGGAAUGGUUGCACCAGUCUAGAAAGGUUGGCCGAUUCCUGCCACCUGAGGAAUUUGUGGUGAAUGAUCCAGAGCAGGAGAAGAACUUUGGCUUCAGCCUUCGAGAGGCACUAAGCCGGGCCCAGGAGAGGGGCCUACUGGAGGGCUAUGAAAUCUUUGUAACUCCUGGAGUGCAGCCCCCACCCCCCCAAAUGGGAGAGAUCAUUACCUGCUGUGGAGGCUCUGCACUUUCUAGCAUGCCCCGGGCCUAUAAGCCCCAGAGACUGGUGAUUUCGUGUCCCCAGGACCUCUCCAGAUGCUCUGCUGCUGCUAGAGCUAAGCUGCCCCUCCUUUCCCCAGAGUUCCUGCUCACUGGGGUGCUGAGGCAGGAAGUCCAGCUGGAAGCCUUCCUCCUUUCCACCCCAGACCCUGUACCUUCUUAAUGCCCUUCCUCCUUCCCCUACCCCCACUGUUUGAUACACUGACCAUAAAAUAAACUAUUUAGAGCAGAAA